Molecule: messenger RNA, 1249 nt
Organism: Cladophialophora immunda
Lineage: Eukaryota; Fungi; Ascomycota; Eurotiomycetes; Chaetothyriales; Herpotrichiellaceae
Exons: 3
Coding region: 209-961 (250 amino acids)
Cellular component (GO): cytoplasm
Source: RefSeq, a predicted model, not a curated record
AGAUCUUGCUUGGGCCUGUCACUUUCUCUUUGCUUGAUUAAAUACCUGUUAGCCCCUGUAAUCUGAUCCAUUUCCUUCAUCUAUCCAUCUCUCUAUCCAUCCAUCUAUCUACUUAUCAAUUGGGUCUUCUCCCUCAUUCUGCUCUAUACUUCUUCCCCCCCAGCACAGACACAAGACACACAACACCGGUAGCUGUCAUCAGUCAGCCAUGGCCGCCACCAACGGGACCAACGGCGCCGCGCCCGACAUCAUUCUAUACACCAACCACGGCUGUCCGUGGGCGCAUCGAGCGCACAUCGCGCUCAGGGAGCUCGGACUCUCGUACAAGGAGGAGAUCAUCGACCUGGACCGGCCGCGGGAUCCGUGGUAUUUGAAGGUGAAUCCGCGCGGCCUCGUGCCCAGCAUCAACUACAACGGCAACGUCAUCACCGAGUCCGCCGUGGUCACGCAGUUCCUCGCCGACGCGCACCCGUCGCCCCUGCUGCCGCCCACCGGCCCCGUCGGCGCCGCGCUGACCCGCGCCCGCGUGGCCUUCUUCGUCGACGCCUUCAUCUCCAAGGCCCUGCCGCAGAUCUUCGCCGGCCAGCGCGCGCAGACCGAGGCCGACAAGGACGCCGCGGCGCAGGACCUCGUCGCCGCCCUCGUCAAGGAGGUCGAGCCCCUCUUCAACUGGGGCGGGCAAGGGAACGGGCCUUAUUUCGGGGGCAGUGACAGGUUGACUCUCGCGGAGGUCCAAACGGGUCCGUUCCUCCUUCGACUCCUCGCCUUCACCAAGCCCGAGUACGGGAUCCUGAGCCCGAAGCUCGACGCCCUGCUGGCCGAGAAGACGCCAAAGUUCCUGGCCUGGGCGUCCAAGGUCGUGCAGGAGCCCAGCGUGACGUACAUCUGGAACGAGAAGGCCGUGGCCGAUCGGACAAAGGCCCGCUUCGCGAAGUUGGCGGCGGCAGAGAAGAAGCUGUAGACGGAACGGGGCGGGUUACUACUAUUGCUGCUUCUGCUUCUGAUAGUGGAUGAUGUUUUCGAUGAGAUGGAGUCAAAAAAAUUCCGGCUGCUCCCACUGUUCUCACGCUAUUUCCGAGAUCUAGGGCUCUUUGUCUUCAUUUCUGAGAUAGACACGAUCCAACCUUGCCCAGCCUUGUAGCGGAGAUUUGGUGUAGUUUGUCAGUGUCGACCUUCCGAAGCUGGGAACGGCUCGGUAAACCUCGCCUACCACCCAAGGGCAUCAUAAGCUGUUGAGAACAGACAUGGC